AUGAGGACAUCAACAGAUUUCCCUGCCACAGGAGCCAUCACCCCACCGGGAGACUCAUUGGAGGAAACAUUGAUCUCGUUCAGCAAAGAACGCCUGACUCCGUCUCCCUCGACUGAAGGGGAGAAUGAAAUAAAUGGAAUUUGGCAACAAGUGGCAGAUCAAUGCCAUUGCUCCCUGGAAGAGAUUGAAGACGUAUAUGACUGCACGGCCCUCCAGGAAGCAAUGAUAGCCCUCACUUUCAAAGACCCAAGAGCAUACACCAUCGAACACGAAUACCGCCUUCCACAGGAGAUUGACCACCAUAAGCUGAAGGAGGUCUGGAUUACGACGGCCCAAGCGAACCCGAUUUUGAGGACCCGGAUGAUCCCGACCAGUCAGCGCGGCUGUGUGCAGGCAGUAGUGCGAGGAUCAAUUCCAUGGCAGGUGCAGGAUACCGACGACGGCGUAAAUGGCGAGAUCACCAGCCCUUCCUGGCGAGCAGGAGCUCCGCUGGCGUAUUUCUGCUUCAAUGUCACCGAACAUAAGCUGAAAGUGACAAUCCAUCAUUCCAUCUGCGACCACUGGUCUAUGGCAUUGUUAUUGCGCCAAGCCGACGCAGCCUACAGAGGCGAGGAACUGUCAUUCCACCCCUUUCGGCCUCUAGUGGAUUAUGUACAGCGGACCAAACCCAAAGCCAAUGAUUUCUGGGAAUCCAAGUUCCAUGAUGCCCAUGAUGCCACGAUGGGCGUGUUUCCCCAACUACCCAUAGUGGGUCAUGCUGCCAGACCAACCGAGCGGCUAGAGAGAUCUUUUAGCAUCCAAUCUGGCAAUGGUUCCUCAAGCACUGUCGGCACCAAGAUUCGGUUGGCGUGGGCGGUCCUGCAAUCGGUCUAUACUGGCUCUGACGACAUAUUAUUUGGAACAGUCAAUGCGGGUCGUACAGUGUCCAUUGAAGGAGUGCAGGACUUGAGCGGACCUGCACUCGCUAGUGUACCAGUGCGCAUCAAGCUGUGCGGGCAGAAUACCGUUGCAGAUGCCUUGAUUGCAGUACAGGACGAAUGGGCAGCAUCUAUGGAGUUUGAACACGUUGGAUUGCAAAAUCUGCUUCGUCUUGGACCUGGUCCAGCCGCAGCGUGUCAUUUCCGGACCCUGAUCUCGGUCGAGCCUCGAGAUGGCCAUCAACUUCCCGAAAUGUUCUCCCAAAGUCGAUCGACCCAAUUGGCGUACGAUAUGUAUCCUCUGAUCCUACGAUGUCGCCCCUCGACCAUGACAAUGUGGAUUGAGGCUUCUUUUGACCCGGCAGCAACCGAUGUCUGUCAAAUGGAGCGGAUUCUCUCCCAAUUCAGCCAUAUUUACGGACAGAUCGAUACUAAACCGGGCCUCACACUUUCCAGUAUCAGUACCGUGAGCCCCGAAGAUUUGAGCGAUCUCCGCCGCCAGAACAUCUUGACAAAGCGCCCUGAUGUCGUGCCGUGUGUUCAUUCUCUAAUUGAAAGUCGCAUGCGGCAACAGCCUCUUGCCCCGGCCAUCAGUAGCUGGGAUGGCAGCUAUUCAUAUUUAGCCCUCGAUGAGUUGUCUUCAGCAUUGGCUGACAGUCUUUCCGGGCAUGGUGUUGGGCCUGGGUCAUUCGUACCACUUCUCUUGGGAAAGACCAAAUGGAUGGCUGUCGCCAUGCUUGCUGUCAUGAAGGCUGGUGCUGCAUUUGUACUGCUAGAACCAUCAUACCCACAGUCCCGGUUACGGCAUAUGUGUGAAGCUGUUAGAGCUCCCCUGAUGGUGACUUGCGGCUGGCAUAUUGAUCUGGCGGCCCAGGUUGGGGUCCAAACGUUGCUGAACGUGGAUACAUUUGACUCGGAGCAGCUGCAUUUCAAUGGCUCAUCUCAGAAGUCCUCGGUCAGCCCACAGGAUCCCGUCUAUCUGACAUUUACCUCUGGGUCCACGGGAACCCCCAAAGGUGUAAUUGUUCAUCACGAGGGCUUUGCUUCAAGUUCUAUGGCUCAUGGCAAGCUAUACCACUUCACACCGCAGUCGCGUGUGCUACAAUUUGCGUCUCCAGCAUUUGAUUCUUGCAUUAUCGAAUUCCUCAGUACGCUGAUUCAGGGAGGCUGCGUUUGCAUUCCGUCAACGGACGACUGUCACAGUCAUCUUGUGGAAUCUAUGAACCGAUUUACAGUGAACGUUGCGUGCUUGACGCCCAGUGUUACCCGGAUCAUAAGUCCUGACAGUGUUCAGUCGUUGAAGGUUUUGAUAUUUGUCGGAGAAGCUGUUCUGGCUAGCGACGUUGUCCGCUGGGAGCCCUUUGUACACGUUGGAAAUGCGUACGGCCCAGCGGAGUGCUCAGCAGUGUUCAGUGUACAACCAAAUCUCAAGAGCAACGAUCCAGCGAACAUAGGAUUUAGCACAGGGGGAUCUGGAUGGGUUGUUCAUCCAGAAGAUCAUCAGGUGCUCAUGCCGCUGGGAUGCACUGGAGAACUAUUAAUAGAAGGACCAGUUGUUGGCAAGGGUUAUCUAUCGAAUUCCGAGCAGACGGCCCGGGUCUUCGUUGAAGCACCCCCUUGGCGCCUGGAAUUUGGCUCCCCUCAAUCUGGAAAACUGUACAAAAGCGGAGAUUUGGUGCAAGCUACCGGUGAUGGUAGUUUCAGAUACUUCGGACGGAAGGAUACUCAGGUCAAGCUACACGGACAGCGUCUAGAACUGGCGGAGAUUGAGUACCAUCUUCACAGAGCAUUUCCGAAAGCCCGCCAGACCCUUGCAGACGUUCUCCGGUCCUCUACCCCAAACAGGAUCAAUGAUCAUCGACCAGAGGCUUUACUGGUAGCAUUCAUAUGUCUCCCUACGUCUCCUCCAUGUGACGACGGCAAUCAUCAAGCCAACUUUCUUCCUCCAAGUGACGAGUUCCGUGAAGCUUGUGCUGCGGCAGAGGCCAGCAUGGCGGAUGUUCUACCAUCUUUCAUGAUUCCACGGUUUUACCUACCCUUAUCCCAUGUACCUCUGACGCCAUCUGGGAAGACAAAUCGGCGUUCCAUCCAGGAGCAGGCCAAUAAGUUGUCCUUGGAGCAGAUGAAGGCUUAUCGAGCUGUAAAAAUGCAUCCGGAGGCGCCAUCAACUUCUCGCGAGGAAAAGCUUCAACAUAUCUGGGCCAAGACACUAAAUCGAACUGUUGAAGAGAUCGGCACUACAGAAAGCUUCUUUCGUCUGGGAGGGGAUUCAGUCAGCGCGAUGCAAAUCGCUGUAGGAUGUCGCACCGUUGGACUGAAAGUAGCUGUCGCUGAUAUCUUCCGGUUUCCAAGCAUCAGGCAACUGGCGGAAAGGAUCCAAGAUUCUGGGUCUGUCUCUUUUGCCUCGGCCGGGGAGGAUGAACAAACGGAGGUGUGGUUUGAGCUUUCCCCGAUCCAGAAGCUCUUCUUUGAGCGAGUGCCAAAUGGUCACAACAAGUUUACUCUCGAGUUCAUUCUCCGGCUCGACAAACCACUUCCACCUCCUGAGAUUAAACGAGCGAUUGAGAAGAUUGUCACCACUCAUUCAAUGCUCCGUGCCCGUUUUGAACAACGAGCCGAUGGUCAAUGGGGACAGAUUAUUGGCCCUGAUGUGUCUAGAAGCCUUCGGUUUAGAGAGCAUCGGGUGCCCUCUAUGAAUGACCGUAAAGCAUUGCAGAAGAUUUUGUCAGUCAGCCAGAGCACGCUUGAUAUCGUCCAGGGAGUGAUGAUUAUUGUUGAUGUUAUCACUACAGACACCGGGGAGCAGUUCUUGGCGUUGAUGGCCCAUCAUCUUGUAAUUGACCUAGUGUCAUGGCGCAUCCUGCUGCAAGACCUGGAAGAUAUCCUCAGCACGGGCCGUACGAUACAACCUCUCUCCAUAUCAUUCCAACAAUGGUCCCGGCUACAACAAAGCUAUGCCAGCGUAUCUCUUGAUCCCAAUGAAACCCUGAAGACAGAAAUUCCACGUCCCCCAAUGGACUACUGGGGCUCGGAGGCUGUCCUGACUGCGAAUACUUGGGCGGAUGCAACGCGACGAACCAUCACAGUAUCUCAGGAAACAACAGAGGCAAUAAUCGGGGCUGCUAAUGGCGCAUUUCACACUCAGCCAGUGGAAAUCAUUCAGGCAGCCGUUCUUUACUCCUUUGUUCAGGCCUUUGACAAUCGACCUGCACCCACCAUAUUUAGCGAAGGGCAUGGGAGAGAGCCAUGGGACUCGGAAAUUGAUAUAUCCCGCACAGUUGGAUGGUUCACCACUAUUGCUCCUUUGUAUUUGGAUGUUAAAAAAGAGGACACCGUCAGGAGGAUCUUGCAGCUCACAAAAGAUGGCCGCCGGAGUAUAUCCACCAACGGAUGGGCAUACUUUGCGUCGCGAUUUCUCCACCCCGAAGGACCGGAAGUAUUCCAGAAUCAUUCCCCAAUGGAGAUUCUUUUCAACUACACCGGUCUUUUCCAACAAUUAGAAAGACCAGGUGCCCUUCUUCAGAUGACAUCAGUUCAAGAUGAUUCCCUUCUCCCCAUGGCAGCUGAUUUGCCGCGCAUGGCUCUCAUUGAUGUGAACGCAACAGUCAUGAAUGGCUCUCUCAACCUGUCCUUCAUCUAUGACCAACGAUUACAGCACCAGGAACGACUAGAGCAAUGGAUCAACAAUUGCCUACACACUCUUGAGGAACUCCCCAUGGAUCUGCAGCAGGAACAGCUACUCGCCGCUGUCGAUUUUCCGUUGCUAUCACUUGCAAGCGAGGAGCACCUUCACAGCCUACUCCAUCAGGUCUCAGGUCGAUUCGAUGUGUCUCCGUCUGGAAUUGAGGAUAUGUUCCCUUGCUCGCCUAUUCAACUCGGCAUGUGGUUGAGCCAAUUAAGAAACCCUCAAGUAUACUGGUCGCAUAUCCGGUGGUCUCUGUACCCGACGUCCGCCAACUCCUCAAUUGAUAUCACUGAGGUGGAGCAAGCAUGGCAGCAGGUUGUUAACCGUCAACCCAUCUUGCGCACUGUCUUCAUUGAUAGUGUCAAAGGGCACGGUCAUCCUGUCCAAGUCGUUCUAAGAACCACAGAGGCAAACAUCAAGGUGUUAUCGGGAUCCGAGUUGCGUGCGGAGGGCCAAGUUCCGUCUCUUUCGGAUGAGUUCCUGUUGAAUCCAAAAUCGCCAAGCACGAAGGGUCGCCCACCUCAUCAGCUUACCGUUGCAAUUGAGCCUCAUGGUGGAGUUUACUGUCAGCUGGCUAUCCACCACAUUCUUGUUGAUGGUAUCACGGAGCAAAGAUUACUGUCAGAAUUCCAUCAAGCAUGCAAUGGGACACUAGACUCCAAGUCUGCGGGCUGCUAUAGCAAUUACCUGGCUUAUCUGCACACUCGGGACUCCGAGGCUUCGGAAUGCUAUUGGAAGCAAUAUUUGACUGAUGUUCGCCCUUGUAUUUUUCCAUCUCUUGGAUUGAAAGAGGAUGGGAUUGCCUCAAGCUCUCUAAAAUCGCUACCAUUCUCCAUGGAUCUUGGUCAAGAUCUCUACUCAUUCUGCCAGAAUCACGGCAUCACCAUUUCCAGUUUGCUACAAGUCGCUUGGGGUAUUGUUCUCCGUGUAUACACAGCAAGCGAGUCUGUAUGCUUCGGAUAUCUGAAUGCAUGCCGUGAUAUUCCAGUGCAAGAUGCGCACGAUAUCUCUGGACCUUUGAUCAAUCUUUUGAUAUGUCGCUUAUCUUUGACUGAAGAAUCAUCGGUCUUGUCAACUCUUGCCGAAAAUCAUACAGCCUAUGCCCAAAGCCUUGAUCACCAACAUUGCUCUUUGGCAGAGGUCCUGCAUUCUUUGAAUCGCUCCGGUCAACCUUUGUUCAAUACCGCAAUGUCAUUACAAAAGGACGCCGGCAGUCUGUUUUCUGUUCAGUCUGAAAUGAUUAAAUUGCAACCAGAAGAUGGGAUUGACUCAACUGAGUAUGACUUGACUAUCAAUAUCACUGCACGUGAAAAGACUAUCGAUUGUGAUUUGACAUACUGGACGCACGCUGUGGCUGAAGCUCAGGCUGAAUUGGUGGCCGACACGUUUUCUCACAUCGUUCUGCAGCUUAUUGAUCCCGCAAUCGUCAAACUAAGCGACAUAAGUCUGUCAAUGGGGAAGAAUGAAGAUCAAAUGCUUCGUUUCAAUUACAACCUACCGCAAUCUUUACGAUCUUUUAUUCACACUGACAUAGAACGAAUGGUGACAGCGCAACCAUCAUCCCCUGCAGUCGAUUCCUGGGAUGGUCGGUUCACGUAUGAGACCCUCGACCUUUUCUCAUCGCUAUUGGCUAAAUAUCUGGCCCAAAUUGGUGUUGGUCCCGAGGUAUUUGUGCCAGUAUGCCGUGAAAGAUCCAAAUGGACAGCUGUCGCCAUACUCGCCAUUUUGAAAGCAGGUGGAGCAUUCAUCUUGCUUGACCCGUCGCAUCCAGCAGAGAGACUGCAAGAGAUGGUGCAAGUGGACUUCCAGUGUCCAGUUAUCAUCACCUCAUCGAGGUACCUUGGACUUGCAGCCAAUCUAGCGCCAAACCCCAUCGUCGUGGAGGACCUCAGCCAAAUAUCGAGAUCAGGAGCUCGAAAAGAGAGUAUAUCAUCGGUGGCUAAUCCAAAGUCCUCCGCAUAUGCUGUGUUUACAUCUGGAUCGACCGGCAGGCCAAAGGCAAGCGUCAUCGCGCACCAGUCUUUCCUGUCAGCAUCAGCCGCGCAUACCCAGGUACUUGGUCUUGACAAAAACGCUCGGGUUCUCCAAUUCGCCUCCUAUGCGUUUGAUGCUAGCAUUGUGGAAAUGCUCGACACGCUUUUGGUCGGUGGCUGUAUCUGCAUUCCCUCCGAUGAAGACCGAAACCAGAGACUGGGUCAUGCAAUCCGCGAGAUGCAAGUGAACUGGACGCUGCUGACCCCCUCUGUGGCACGCAUCCUAAAUCCGCAGCAUGUUUCGACCUUGGAAACACUUGUGCUCGGUGGAGAGGGUAUGUCUAGGGACGAUGUCCGUCGCUGGUCACCCCAUGUACGCUUAAUGAAUGCCUACGGUCCUUCGGAAUGCUCUGUCAUUGCUGCAGCCCAGCCAUCCCCGCAAUACCUUUCACAAGAUGAAUCAAAUAUUGGACAGCCUGUUGGUUGUGUCGCAUGGGUGGCGCAUCCAAACAACCCAGAGAAGCUCGUCCCUGUGGGUGCUGUCGGAGAAUUGCUCAUCGAGGGUCCUAUUGUCGGCCGCGGUUACGUUAAUCGUCCGGAGGCCAUGGCAGCGGCAUUCCUUCCACAUCCCAUCUGGUUAUCCAAGAUCCGUGGUUCCCAAAAGGGCCUCUUGUACCGAACAGGUGACCUUGUGAGGCGUCUUGUGGAUGGCUCUAUACAAUACAUCGGACGGAAAGACCGUCAAGUCAAGUUGCGUGGACAGCGUAUCGAACUUGCAGAAGUUGAGCAUCAUGUUCAGGAGUGCUUCCCUAUCAACGACCCGGAAGUCUUUGCAGAUUUGAUCACACCAAAUGAUGCCAAAGAUGCACACUUGGUUGCUUCCAUUGUUCAACCAGAAGACAGUGGCGGCGUUCAAGCCUUUGAGGCGGCCGUGGAGCAAAUGCAAUCACAUCUUCGGGCAGAUAUUCCAACUUUCCUUAUUCCCUCUGCAUUCAUUCCUGUCUAUCAGGUACCACGAUUGGUGAAUGGAAAAAUUGACCGAAAAGAACUGCGGCAUGCAGCAUCUCAAGCGCUACAAGCACAAAUUUGCCAAGAAGCGACCAGCCACCACCUGCGACAGUUAAGAGAAAUGACAAAGGGGGAACUUGCGCUGCAAAACUGCUGGGCCGAAGUUCUGGCUCGCCCUCCAGAGACGAUCGGACCUGACGACAACUUUUUCCGCUUGGGCGGAGACUCGAUCGCAGCAAUGAGGCUGGCUGCCACGGCUAGCGAGCACGGGAUUCAACUAGGUGUCUCAGACAUCUUCCUGAAUCCUAAGCUCAGCGAUCUCGCACUGAAUUGCUCGCUUCCAGGGCCGAAGGAAUGGCCAAACUCCGAACCAAAAGGAUCGGAUGAUUCCGUGCCCCCAUUUUCAAUGCUCCCAGCAAAUCACCGGGAAGAAUUGAAAUCACAGGCAAUGGAACAAUGCAACCUCCCGAUGGAGCAAAUCGCGGACAUUUACCCCUGUACCGCAUUGCAGGCCGGUAUGGUAGCUUUGACAGCGGAACGCCCCGGGUCAUAUAUCGCAUACCAUAGUUUCCGUCUACGUCCAGAUAUCGACCUGUCUUUAUUGAAGACUGCUUGGGAGACGGUAGCAAAACACAACGGAAUUCUGCACACCCGAUUCAUUCAAUCGGAGUUUGGCUUCAUGCAGGUCCUGGUACAGAACUGCGAGCUUCACUGGAUCUCGAGGGACAUGAAGGAAGAGAAAAAGUUACAUUGGAACGUUCUUCUUGGCCAGCCACUUGUGCAGUUCGAAGUCAUCCCGGUGUUGAGCGAAUAUUCCAAUAUAGCUCAGCGACUGGAUCUGACUAUCACCAUUCAUCAUGCUCUGUAUGACUCUUGGUCACUGCCUCUCCUUGUGCAGCGUGCACAAGAGGUUUACCAGGGCCAGAUCUUGGAGCCAUCCGACAUGACUCCAUUCAAGGAAUUUAUCAAAUAUUCCAUGUCCCAACAAAAGGACGCGCUCGAACACUGGCGUCGUGAAUUCCAUGGACUUACUGCCGAGCCAUUCCCCACACUUCCUUCCUCAUCAUAUCGGCCUCGCGCUUCGAAACAAACGGUACGAACAAUUGAGACAGGCCCAGUGAUGGAUGAAUGUGUCAGUCGAACCACCGCCAUUCGUUUCGCUUGGGCUCUUGUUCAGUCUCAUUACCAGAGUAAUGACGAUGUGGUAUAUGGCAUUGUAUCCCCUGGCCGAGCAGCAUCCGUCAAUGGCAUUGAGGGCAUGGCUGGUCCAACAAUUGCCACGCUUCCUUUGCGCGUGCAAAUCGAGGAUAAUGCGACCGUCUCGCAUGCCCUCAGAAAUUUGCAAGAGCGGACAGUACAGCUCAUUCCAUUCGAACAAGUUGGGCUACCUGAAAUUGCUGCCAUAGGGCCCGAGGCCAAGCAGGCCUGUUCAUUCCAAACCCUACUUGUGGAAGGGAGAGGAGAGGUUGAAAACUUAGGCCCCGCCAAUGGUCCUAUGGAACCCAUGGGAACAUCAUCCGGGGAUUCUGCGUCAAACACCUACGCCAUCCAACUAGCCGUUAUGUUCAAGCCAAAUAUGGUGACUGUUGCAGUGUCCACUGAUGAGACUGUCAUUCCAGCAUGGCAGGUGGAACACAUGCUAGACCAAUUUAGCCACAUUUUGCAGCAGGUGCACCAUCAUCCAGCAAAGCUGGUGCACGAAAUUGCUACACUGAAUGACAAAGGUGUCCAGCAGCUGCAAGCCUGGAAUAAUGGGAUUCCGGCACAAUGUCCGGUGUCGGUCACUGAUGUGAUUUCUCAACAUUGUGAGAAGCAACCAUUGAGUCUAGCCGUCUCGUCUUCCAACUUCAGUCUAUCAUAUAAAGAACUAGACCUUCUUUCAACCCAUAUCGCUAGCCUUUUGCGUUUGCAGGGAGCCUCGUCGGAGGUCUUCGUUCCAAUAUACUUGGAUCGGUCAUGCUGGACUGUGGUAGCGAUGUUGGCCGUGCUCAAGGCAGGGGCAGCUUUCGUCCUUCUGGACACCUCCCAUCCACCAGAGCGGCUUCGGAAUAUCUGCGACGAAGUAAAGCCACCUUUCAUCCUUACAUCGCUCGAACAGCGUCAUAAAGCCGAGGCGCUGUUCAACAAUGUUGUGAUCAUGCCUCAGAGCAUCGACUCCGAGUGUGCGUCGAUGCCAGGUUAUAGAACGUCCCGUUUGCCAUCUCGUGCUCUUUACGCGGUGUUCACGUCUGGUUCAACCGGUAAACCCAAGGGGGUUGUGAUAGAGGAUGGUUCCUUUAUGACAAUGACUAAAGAAGUUUCGCGUCUGAUGGGUAUCGGUCUGGGUGACCGCGUCCUGAACUUCUCUUCCUAUGCUUUCGACGUCAGUAUUUUGGAAAUACUCGGUCCAUUGCUUGCGGGUGCUUGCAUCUGCGUCCUGACGGAGUCUGAGCGUAGAGGCCGACUAACUGAGGCGUUACAAGGGCUACAACCGUCUCACGCCUAUUUAACCCCCGGUGUUUUGCGCACAAUGAUGCCAAACGAGUUGGGAUCACUCCGGACAAUCAUGCUCGGUGGAGAACCGCUUCGGCCAAGCGACAUUAAGCAGUGGGUGCCACAUGCACGGAUCAUAUCGGGUUACGGUCCAGCAGAGUGCACGGUCACUUUCACUGUACAGUCCCCAAUCGACUCGAGUUCGCAAGGCGGGAAUAUCGGUUUCCCGAUUGCUGGCGCCUGCUGGGUGACCGAUCCACGAAACCCUGACCGAAUCGCUCCUAUUGGUGCUGUGGGCGAGCUUCUUCUUCAGGGGCCGCUAGUAGGUCGCGGAUAUUUGAACAGCCCGGAACAAGCAGCUACAAACUUCAUCUUAUCUCCAACAUGGAUGCGACGUGUUGGCUUCACCGCUGGUCGAGAGGAAGGCCGGGUGUAUCGAACAGGCGACCUUGUUCGUUAUGAGAAGGACGGAUCUCUCUCGUUCGUAGGACGAAAGGACCUCCAGGUCAAGCUACGAGGUCAGCGCUUUGAGCUCGCAGAAGUUGAGAAGCGGCUGCAGGAGGUCUGGCCGGAAGAUCUGACGGACAUCGUUGCUGAGAUUGUGACUCCGAUGGCUUCGAUGAAUUCCAAAUGCUUAGUUGUCUUUGUCGCUUCAAAAGCGGCUGAGACGGCUUCAUCGGUAUCCACCUCACCGAUCCCUUCCCUAGAAGUCGUUGCCACGACCAACUUUGCCGCCCAGAUAUCAAGUGUGAGACGUCAACUUGGUGAUCUCCUUCCAGAUUAUAUGGUACCGUCUGCAUUCGUGCUCCUUCGACGGAUACCUCGCAACACUAGUGGCAAGAUAGACCGAAAACGGUUGAGAGACUCGGCAGCGAGCGCAACGCGAGUGCAGCUGGAGUCACUGUUUGCUGAAGCCCCUUCAGAUAAGCGAGUUCCCGCCAUGGGAAAGGAGCGGAAAUUGCAGCACAUCUGGGCGAAAGUACUCGAUAUUGCAGCCGACGAGAUUGGCGCUGAAGACAGCUUCUUCCAAUUGGGAGGUGAUUCCAUCUCGGCUCUCAAAGCUGCAUCGAGGGCUCGGGCAGCUGGGAUUGUGCAUUCAGUGGAGAGUUUGUUCCAUUUGAAAACAAUUAUGCGCAUUGCCAAACAUGCUGCAACCGUGAACACCACCGAUAUCAUAGAUGGGAUACAGACACCAGCUUCUUCUUUGCGGCACCACACACCCUACUCCCUUAUUACGGCUCACGAGCGUGCAGAUAUUUUUGCUUCACACUCCACACCGGGACAUCCGUUGGUCAAAGAGAAUGUGGAAGAUAUAAUCCCGGCGCUCCCAUUCCAAGUCUUCUACAUAACCCAUGCAUCGCCAGUAUCGAUGGCACAAAUGUUCCCAGCGGCCUUGGACAUCGAUAGACUGAAAAGCGCGUGCAGCCAGGUUGUGGCUCACCACAGCAUCUUACGCACAGUAUUUGUGGAGGCCAAUGAUCGGUUCUUCCAGGUGAUCCUCCGGGAAGUCGGGCCUCUGCUGAAUGUUGUUCAUUGUGAUGAUCCAGAAGCAUAUGUUGCUCGAGAGUCCAAACAAAAGGGCCCACCCUCUACAGCCCAAGGUACAAUACCAGUUAGCUUCACUCUCGUGACUAGCCGCAUCAAACAAUGCUCUGCAUUGAUACUUCGCAUAUCCCAUGCGCAGUAUGAUGGGGCCUCCAUACCGUUGCUGUGGGAGACAAUCAAAAAGGCCUAUCAUAACGAGCCUCUCACACCGGCUACGCAAUUCAAAGAUGUCGCCUAUAAUCGAAUGGGCGAUCUGAACAAAGCUGAGAUUUCAUUCUGGCGACGAUACCUUGAAGGUGCUCCGUCCGCUGCUCUCGAUCCCUUUGAUCAAACUGGAAAGGCACGUAUUUCGGACAAUGACAUAACCGAAAAGAGUCAAACGGCAAUGCCCUCUCUCCCACCGGACAUGACCGUGUCAACGCUCGUGAAAGCCGCUUUCUCAUGGGUUCUGUUUGAGCAAACUGCGCAAUCGGAUAUUAUCUUAGGUCAGGUUGUUCACGGACGUGAAAGCUCCCUUUUGGACAUGAAUACAGCCAUUGGGCCCUGCUUGAAUCAUCUACCUGUCCGAAUCAGGAUUGAACCUGACUGGACAGUGGAGAAUUUCUUGCAUCAUAUUCAGGCACAGCAGCUACAAAUCACAGCCCAUGACGACGUAUCGUUUGAUGCGAUCGCAGAAUCUUGCACAAGGUGGCAACCUGGCUCGAAAAUGGCUUGCCUUGUUCACCACCAAAGCGAAGAAGCCACGGAGCCCGUCGAGAUGGGUGGUGUUCGCUCGUCGCCUGGUUGCAAUUGGGCCAGCUCCAAGUUGGCGCACGGUCAGCUGGGUAUCAUUUCCGUGGAACAUGGAUCCCACCUAGAGCUCAUGGUCUCAGCUACUGAGGAGACCAUGGAUCAGCAUAGCGUUCAGUUCCUGUUGGAGAAGCUGGUUGCCACCAUUCAGUUGUUCUCGAAGUUUACCCAUUGCCGGUUGGCAAAUGUCGCUAGCAGGAUCCACACAUGA
Molecule: messenger RNA, 12600 nt
Organism: Penicillium cinerascens
Lineage: Eukaryota; Fungi; Ascomycota; Eurotiomycetes; Eurotiales; Aspergillaceae
Exons: 2
Coding region: 1-12600 (4199 amino acids)
Biological process (GO): amino acid activation for nonribosomal peptide biosynthetic process; secondary metabolite biosynthetic process
Cellular component (GO): cytoplasm
Molecular function (GO): phosphopantetheine binding; catalytic activity
Source: RefSeq, a predicted model, not a curated record